Molecule: messenger RNA, 252 nt
Organism: Protopolystoma xenopodis
Lineage: Eukaryota; Metazoa; Platyhelminthes; Monogenea; Polystomatidea; Polystomatidae
Source: the annotation of a GenBank genome assembly
AUGACUGUUGAACCUUAUGGCAAAAAUCAAGGCAAAAGUGAAAUAUCAGAUGAGCAGAGGCAGGAAAUAAAGGAAGCGUUCGAGCUUUUCGAUACAGAAAAGUCCGGUACUAUUGAUUCAAAAGAACUAAAAGUGGUAAUGCGCGCACUCGGAUUUGAGCCUAAAAAAGAAGAAAUAAGAAAGCUCAUUUCUGAAUAUGAUUUUGAGGGGAAAGGUAUUUGUUACAAUCAUCCAAUACAUAGGUCAAAUUGA